AUGCGCAGUACUUGGUUUUCGGAGUUAGUCAACCUUUGUAAUUCCGUGCCGCAAGGACCGGUUUCUCCUGAGAACCAAGACCAGUACUGCACCAUAAUUAUGAUGCUUCAGCUCCUGCUUUCUCCCCCGUCCUAUAAUAUGGAUAUGGUUUUAAAUCUUCUUUACAUCCUCGACAUCUUCUGUGACUAUGACCAGUCCUCUAAGGGAGAGCAACAUCUUCUUGAGGGACAAGGGCUUCUUCAAAAGAUGUACUUUGCAGAGUGUGGCAUCCCGACAUUCAACCUAGAUGAUAAGGAGCCCGGGAAACUCAACCCUAAGGGUCAGGGAGUUACUAAUUCUGGUUGCCCUAUUAUGCCAGCCACAUACAUAGGCAUUACAGAGGCUUCCGUUCUACUCUUUGAUGUGAUGGGAGACAGAACAGUUUUGAGAUCCAUCUACUACUAUAUGGCUCGCUGGAUGGUAGACAAUAACCUUAGCGGCCCAAUUCUGACUAAUACUCUGCGUGAAAGGAUCCUCCAACAGAAUGAAGAUAAAGGAACUAACAUGAGUUUGAGGGAGUUAGAUGAUAAUCCGGCUACCAUCGGACCACAGAAAUUCCACCAGCUUGUCAGUAUUGAGCUUCUUUCCAUUAUACUUUUUCCUAUUCUGGCAGUGACUAGGUACAGCAUGACGGCCAAACCCGUGACAGACUUUCCCUUGUUCUUCGUUUGUGAUAAUAAUAAUGGGAAGAAGGAGUAUCCCUUUAUUAAUAUUUCUGAUAUCACAGAGUCUGCUGGACUAGAACCCAUUAUGGUUCCUAGCCUGAUCCUCAGCAGUGGUCUAAGUGACCUCUUCUUGAAGUACAAGAGUAGCUUUACGUUUGAGCCCUAUUCCUAUCAGUGUUCUGCUGUGGAUGGGAUGCAUAGACGGCGGAAUACCUCCAACAAGACGUUUGGCUGCCUCGUAUUCGAUUUGAUUGAAAAGGUAGUUGCUGUCCUAGAUAGGAGGGAUAUAGAUGUCAGCCGAAGCAUUAUCAUAGCAAUCAUUGAGUAUCUAAUGGAGUUCCCGUCUCUUUUCCACGAGUAUGCAUCGCUCUAUGGAUGGAGACAAGAUCCCAAUUCGUAUUCGACAAUUUAUACGGAUAUUACAAGAAAGUACUGUCAAACAAUAAUGGCUACAAGCCAAAAGUUGUUGGACCUUUGCUUUAUGACGGUGUUCUUCCAUGGCCAAAUUGACAGCAUUGACGAUGUGGAUUUGGAGCCCAUGGGCGAUACAGAUGAUGAGCUUGUGCUUUCCAGUUCUGCUCAGGAAUUGGCAUCUAAACUUCUGGAAGGGGACGAGCAAUACUUCAUGGACUUUUUCUCCAAGUUCGUUAACUUGACUGUUCAACAUACCAGGAUUGAGGCAGGGUUUUUGGCGGCUCUCGGCAUGCACAACUUAACGCUUAGUGACCCGGUCUAUCGAUCUCUUUCUCUGGCCAUUGCAAAUGGGUGUAACGCUGGCUCUGUUAGGUCUCCUAUUGACAUGUUUUCGGAACACUAUUACUACAUGCAUUCGGAUGUCAUGUAUCUCUUUCUCACCGGUCUUGAGUAUGUUGUGUUCCUUCUACGGGCAACCUCAGUCUAUAUUCCCUCUGUUGGCCCAGAAGAUCAUGAGAUAUACCGAGAGACAUAUAUGUUUCUUAACCACGAUGAUGUGCUGCAGAUAGUAUGCAAUGCGUUUGGUCUGCAAACAGAAACGGAGGAUUUUAUGACACUCUUACGUAAAACGUUGGACGAUAUCAUUUCCGUGAAGGAUAAGAGCAAGACAGAUUAUAUUCACUCGGUCGUGUCAUCUUUCUUCUUAUCAACCAUCACAGAGAUAGACGCUAUGUAUUAUCGCCGCACUGAACGCCACAUAUCUGUCACUACGCAGUUGCUAGAGCAGCCCGUCCAGAACUUGCAAUUUACUACCAAUAUUGUAUCUCAGAAGGCUCCGAAGGAGGCUACUUUAAUGUUCACAGCGUGUCCUGUGGAUGCUUGUUUUCAGUCUGAUCCUCCUGAGAGUGCUAAGAGUGCUGCCAAGGCGAAAGCUGACACGUCGGUGGAUCAAACCGUCCUUGAAGUGGUCACUGAGAAAGCCAGCCUCCUUACUGAGAUAUUUCGGAAGUUCUUAGAGGAGAAUCCGGCGAGUGUCGACGCACUGUGGCCUGAAAGCGAAUAUUCCAAGCAAACUACCUUAUUUGAGAGCAAGUACGAUAUCUUAUAUCGCACGCUUCAGGAUAUAUGUUCAUACUCCUCUCAGACGUAUAAGGAUAUGGCAUCAGUGAUGGAGGCGUACAGGCUUCCGGCCCAUUCGGCACUGAAGACAAGAAACUCAAUGAUUAAACGCAGCUACAUAGGAGGCGUUUAUAGAAAUAGUCCAGAAUGGUAUAUUACUCAGGCCAUUCGCAACUAUCUAAUGAUACCGGACAUCAGAUCAUCGUUGAAACGUAUUGCUAAAGUCUCUUGUAUCUCUACGGGGAUAUUCCUUCUUCAGGUCGGGGAUCUGCACACAGAUUCCGUAGCUUCAGCUCUUAUACAGUCACCACUGGAUUUGGCAAAGCUGCAGGGCAUUUGCUCACCAAGCAGGUAUGGGCUGGCGCUUCUCUUUACAAGAGAGAAGGACGGAUCCCUCAUCUUCACCGAUGCCCAUUCUGUUUUUUACUUGACAGACUCUGCGCUAAUAGCACUCAUGACUGACGAAGACUCAGAUUUGCUCUCUUCUAGAAUCAACGAAGUGACCGUCUUUGCCUCUUCAGUUGAACAUGCAGCCUCACAUUCCUUGUUCGGCGACUUUGUUCCCGAUACAGGCUCUUUAGAAAUGGUCUGCAACGGCAGAUCUUACUAUAACUUGGAUAAGUGCAAAUUUUGUAGAAUUCAAGAGGCAAUUUAUCAUGGGAGAGAUAAGGUGCAAAAUAACCUCAAAGAUACGAGGCAGUUGGUGGCCCCUCUCACUGACUUUCACAAUAUAUUCUUCAAGCGUCUUGUUCACCUUGCCCAAGAAGACAAGGGUCUGGAUCUCUUCCAGUUUAGAAAUGCUAUUUUAGACAGGCUGUGCUCAAGUAACAAAGAUAUUAUCUCUAUGCUCCAGUCCAGUGGACACUUCUUUAUUUCUAAUGCUCCAUCUGGCAGCGGAGCAUCCAUUUCCUUUGUCUCUUCUGGCAGCAAGGUCUACAGUGAGUCUGAAUUGAAGGGCCUGGAGAUGAACAGGUCCGUGUGCUCGAUCUAUUCAGAGGAACGCUAUCUACGAAUCCGCCUCCAAGAACAUGGGAUUGCAGAUCUUUCAAAGAUAAUUUGUCAAUGCGCCAUGAAGAGUAUUUUCAGGCCUGGUAAAGAUAUCUUCAAUAAGCUUACUCUGACUGCUCCACUGAGAGCGGCCUUCGACGAGUGUAUGGCCGGAUGUGAAGCGUCCUCGGUGCCAGACUCUGUCCCACCAUCCUUAUGGAUAUUGGCAGACAGUCCAAAUUUCUUUGUGGUUCACUAUAGCGAAUUAUCAUAUGAGAUUUUGCGAAUGUGUGAGCAACUAGGGGCUAACUUGGCCUGUAUAACAGAUGUCUUCGAUGGAAUUGGACCUAAAGAGCAUUUUCUUAUCAAAGUUUUCCAUGUUAUUCUGUCCCUUAUAGAUCCGAACUUCGGUAAAGUCCUUCUUGAGAAACUGAAUGAGAAGAUCAUUAAGGCAGAUGUGAGUGAGAGGAAGCAAACAUCUACAGGCCGCUUGGUCGGUGGAACGUGGAAAUACUUAGAACUUAUAAAGGAAACGACAGAGAAGGAUUAUGCUGAUAAAAAGCCGUCUAAGAUAGCGUUGAAGUUCGCCUCGGAAGCGAAGAGGAACCUGAGUUAUUUAGUGACAACAAUGAAGCCGUUCGUUUCCCAAGUUAUGGCGCGUAUUCCCGUGAAGUUUAUGACGGUUGGGCAGUUUAAUAAGCUUGGAUGCCCAUCAACUCUAGAGGAUUUGGUUAUUAUUGUGAAAAGCAGGGACUGCAAUAUAGAUGACACUCGUAGAUUGCUUCCUAGGUCUGCUUGUACUAUUGAGCUCCUCGUGGAUGAGAUCUGA
This is a messenger RNA of Giardia duodenalis, 4053 nucleotides long. RefSeq lists its product as uncharacterized. The record is from RefSeq and is a predicted model, not a curated record. The transcript has a single exon. Bases 1 to 4053 code for a protein of 1350 amino acids. NCBI's taxonomy places the organism in Eukaryota, Fornicata, Diplomonadida, Hexamitidae.